GUGACUCGGGGCAGCGACAAUCUUAUCAGGAGCUUUUCUGUUUGGGAUCAGGGAAACGGGUGACUUUCCAAGAGUCCGAUAAGGCAGGACCCAAGUUGUAUAUAAGGGGCAGCUCAUGCUGCUGCUCUGUACCUUCCUCCCGUCUUGCUUCUCCCUGGAGUUGGGACCCGGGAAGAACCAUGAAGUGGCUGCUGCUGCUGGGUCUGGUGGCGCUCUCUGAGUGCAUCAUCUACAAGGUCCCCCUCGUCAGAAAGAAGUCCUUGAGGCGCAACCUGUCCGAGCAUGGCCUGCUGAAGGACUUCCUGAAGACGCACAACCUCAACCCAGCCAGCAAGUACUUCCCCCAGGCGGAAGCGCCCACCCUGAUAGACGAACAGCCCCUGGAGAACUACCUGGAUGUGGAGUACUUCGGCACUAUCGGCAUCGGAACCCCUGCCCAGGAUUUCACCGUGAUCUUUGACACUGGCUCCUCCAACCUAUGGGUGCCCUCAGUCUACUGCUCCAGUCUUGCGUGCAGUAACCCCAUUGCCAACAUCCAGAGCGACAUCGGAGCCAGUGAGAACUCAGACGGCGAGAUGGUGGUCAGCUGCUCAGCCAUCAGCAGCCUGCCCGACAUCGUCUUCACCAUCAACGGAGUCCAGUACCCUUUGCCACCCAGUGCCUACAUCCUGCAGAGCCAGGGCAGCUGCACCAGCGGCUUCCAGGGCAUGGACGUCCCCACCGAAUCUGGAGAGCUUUGGAUCCUGGGUGAUGUCUUCAUCCGCCAGUACUUCACUGUCUUCGACAGGGCAAACAACCAGGUCGGCCUGGCUCCCGUGGCUUAAGCCCAAGUCUUUCCAGCCACCUCCCAGGAAGAUCUGACCUCCGUCCUCUGCCCACUUUAGAUGUAUCUAAUUCUCCUGACUGUCCUUCCCAGGGGAGUGCAGAGGUCUUGGCCCUGUUCCCUGUCUUACCAAUAAUGUAAAAUAAAAACAUAACCUACUGAAACAGG
This is a messenger RNA of Mandrillus leucophaeus (drill), 991 nucleotides long. RefSeq names its product pepsin A-1-like. The record is from RefSeq and is a predicted model, not a curated record. The transcript is spliced from 6 exons. Bases 180 to 824 code for a protein of 214 amino acids. Gene Ontology annotation, molecular function: aspartic-type endopeptidase activity. Gene Ontology annotation, biological process: proteolysis. Lineage: Eukaryota; Metazoa; Chordata; Mammalia; Primates; Cercopithecidae.